UAUUAAAUAAAUGAUAAAGUUAAUGAGCCGCCAGCAGACGGCGCACUAGUUACAAUACGCAUACAUGUAUCAGCAUACAUACAAUAUAUAUAUAUCAGCCAACAAACGUUCGUAAAUAGUAGGGAGAAUCCACAGCCGGCAGUUUUAAAGUUACUGUUCAGAGAAUUGCGUCUGAACAUCUCUCACGUUUCUCUCGCGCGCCUUUACUUUAGUAUAUAAAAUUUUUCUAAUUAAAAAUUAUAAUUUUUUAAAAUUCUCCAUCCAUCAUUUCUAUCAAGUGUUAAUCGCAAUAUCAUAAUUUAAGAAAAAAAUAAAUGUAUAGCUCAUAAUAACGCUUAUCAUUUGUAUUAUAAUAAGUGGAUUAAUUAUAAAAAAAAUUUAUGAGAUUCAUGAAAAAUGAAAAUUUUAUUAUUAUUUAAAAUAAUAAACUUUCUAUGUGUCUAAUUAAAUGAUGAUACAUGUAAUAAUAGUGUUGAAAUUAUUAUCAAACGUUUCGAAAAUUUUUCAUAUUUUUUUAUUUGUUUUUUUUCUCGACUUCCGCGCUUUUCUGAGCUGCGCAAUUCACGCUGCAAUAUAUUAUUCUGUUGUCAAGGUCAAGAAUCCGGAUCACCGACCAGUUGUAAAAACUGAUAUUUAAUAUUUAUAAUAACAUUAUAUUAUUAUUUACUGUCAUCGAAGUGUUAUUAAAGUGUUUAUUAUUAUUUUAGUAUAGAAAUAAUGUGUUAAAAUAAUUAUACUUAAACGAAUAAUAUAAAUAAAUUUUUUUUUUCCUAUUCACUGAUUAUAUAAAUAUAUAAUAAUAAAGUGAUACACGUAAAGAUAGAUAAGAUGACUUAUGACAAGGAAAUAAUUUUAAAAUGAAAAAAAAAAAUAAAUCAUAAAUCUGUGAUAAUUAAAAAAAAUAUAUAUAAUAUAAUAAUAAAAAAAAAUUAUGAUUCGCAAGUAAAAGCAGUGAGAAUAAAUUCAAGGCUAUUGUUGCAAAAAAAAAGCUGAAUAAAAAAUUUUAAUAACAAAUAAUUAAUUCGGAAAAUAAACAAGUAAAUAAAAUGCAGUUUAAUAUAUGGUUUUUAACGCCAGUUAAAAUAAACUGAUAUAUAUAUAUAUAUAUAAUCCAUAUAUUUUAUAAUAUGGCGCUCGAUAAUAACUUUAAAUUGAAUGAUUAUUACUCAAUUAAGAAUAUUAACGACUUAAUAAUUGGUGAAUCGAUGCACUCGUGUGUGUUGUGUAUACGAUAAAGUAUUAUUAUUAUUAUUAUUAACAAUAAUAAUAAAUAUCCGUUAUGUGGCGACAAGAUCAUUUAUAUCAAGUCAAUGUGCCGCAAGACGAAUUAUCGUUGCAACUGAUCGAUAAUAAAGAUCCGUUACAAUUAACAACGAUUCAAUCCAACACUGACCACCUAAUGCUGCAACAACAGCAGCAACCAGUUAAAUUGGCAAUGAUGCCAUCUAACAAUCUUUUUGUCAGUCAAACCAUGACUAUGGGGUAUCAUCAUCGUAAUGCCGCAAGGGAACGAACGCCGAGUUCAAGGUCUGUUCCAGGGCCGUCACGUGAUAACGUGAGCCUAGAAUACAUUAGUUCUCGUGCUUCACGUAAUCUCGCGGAAAAGCAACGACGUGACAAUCUCAAUACAAAUAUCGCAAUGAUGGCAGCAUUAGUGCCCAAUAUAGCAUCAAGUUCGAAACGUCAUGACAAAAUUUCUAUUCUUAGACUUGCCGCAGCUUAUUUACGAUCUAAUUUCACAAUUGGCCCUGGUAUUCGUGGUUUUAUUCCGCCAGAAUUCAAUGAUAUUGAUCUUGAGGAAAAUUUUAUUGACGGGUUUGAUGGAACAGGAAGCUUUUUACUAGUCGUAACAAUAACGGGAAAUAUUGUUUAUAUUAGUCCACGUGUGGAAGGACCUCUUGGUUAUUCGCCAGUUGAAAUGAUGGGUAAGUCUAUUUAUACUUAUGUACAUCCAGAAGAUCAUGCAGAGCUUUCAAAAGCACUAACGCCUGAUGAGUAUAUACAACCAAUUAAAAAAAUAACAUAUUACAAUGAGGACUACAGUACUAACGAGGAAGCAACAACCACUACCACUGUCAUGACUAUCCCUACAACAACAACAACAACAACAACAAUUAAUAAUAAUAAUAAUAAUAAUAAUAGUAAUUUUAAGGAACAACGACGUAGUUUUUAUAUUAAAAUAGCACAACGUACAAAUUCAAGAGGUGAACAUACACAAUUUAAAUGUUUUCAUGUCUCGGGUGUACUAAGGUUAGCAGAUUUUUUGAGGAAAAAAAAUAGUCCAGACCAAUCAUCGUCAGUAGCAGCAGCAACAAGUAAUGACAUAAUCUUCACUGGUAUUGCUAAAGUUAUUCAUAAACGUAUUACAGAAUUGUCAUUGUACGAAGCUAAUAAACAGGAAUACAUAACUCGUCAUCUAGUGGACGGACGUAUUGUAUUUAGUGAUCAUAGGAUAGCGUUGGUGGCUGGUUAUAUGUCUGAAGAAGUGUCUGGUGUUAAUGCUUUUCGAUUUAUGCACAAGGAUGAUGUUAUGUGGGCAAUAACUGCAUUAAGACAAAUGUAUGAUCGUCGGGAAGGUUUUGGCACCUCAUGUUAUCGUCUAUUGUCGAAAAGUGGUAAAUUUAUCUAUCUACGUACUCAUGGUUGGCUUGAAUUCGACAGUAAAACCGGAACCUUUGAGUCAUUCAUCUGCGUAAAUACUCUAGUAGAAAAAGAUGAAGGCGAAAAUUUAAUUAAAGAAUUACGUAAUCGGUUUUCAGCAACUGUAACACAAAUAACUGCAACAACAUCCACUGUAUCGCCUUUAUCUACAUCUUCUUCUUCUUUUUCACUUUCAACGAGUUUAACAUCUGGUGUAGCUGCGGCUACGUCAACAACAAUAACAACAACAGCAGCAGCAGCAGCUGCAUCAUCAUCAUCAUUAUCGUCAUCAUCAUCAUCAUCAUCAUCAGUGACAGCAACAGCAACAUCAAUAGCAACAGUAACAGCAAUAAUAACUGCAACAGAACCAUCACUAUCAGUAUCAACCUCGACAUUAUCUACAUCUACAUCCGUUGGUACUAUUAAAAAAUUAAAAAACCCUUUAGUAUCAUCUCAGCCUGAACAAAAUGUUGAGGAUCCAACACAACUUGAGGAUGCUAUUUAUCAAUUAAUAAGUACAUUAAAAUCACCAUCAACAGCACCCAGUUUAUCACCCUCAACAUCUGAUAUCGAGUGUAAUCUUGACAUUACUGAUACUACAACCUCUUCAUCGUCAUCAUCAUCAUUAUCAUUAUCAUCGUUGACAACAGCAACAACAACAACAACAACAACAACAACAACAACAACAACAACAACAACAACAACAACAACAAUAACAACAACAACAACAACAACAACAACAUCAUCAUCGAAAACAGUGAUAGAAAAUUCAUUUAAAUUAUCAUCUCCAAAGGCAAUUACUACAAUAAAUAAUAAAUUUAACGAUAAAUCGAGACAAAAAAAUAAACGUAUUAAAACAGAAUUAUCAUAUUCAUUUAAUUCAUCACUCAGCCUAUUAAAUCAUAAUGUCAAUGAUGAUCAUCAGCAACCAAUCACUUGUUACAAUUUAAAUAAAAAAAAAAUAAUUAAUAACAAAAAAAAAAUAAAUGAUAAUAAUAUUAUUAUAACAAAAAAUAAUAAAUCAGAUAAAAUAUUAAAUUUGAAUAGUAAAAAUUUGAUAUUUAGUGAUAAAAUUGAUGAAGAUAAUAAUGAUUGUGAUUAUGAUAAUUAUCAUCAUCAUCAUUUAAAGCAAUCGAACCAUAUAUUUUUAACAUAUAAUAAUGAUGAUAAUAAUAGUGUAAAUAAUAGUGAAAAAAAAAAUAUGGGGUAUGAUAGUAAAAUAGAAUUAAAUGGUAUUGGUGUUAAACGUCCUGGUGAAAUAUAUAAACGUAAAGAUAAAAGGCGACAUAUUUAUAAUAAAUCGACCGCCGAAGAAUUAAAUGAAUUAGUUGUUGUUAAAAAUAACGAAAUUAUUGUUGAUAAAUUUAAAAUUCAAGCAAAAAUAGAUAAGAAUGAUGUGAUGGUAGUAGAGAAUAAUGUUGAUGAAAAAAGUAAUAUAAUAAUAGAUAAUAAUAAAAAAAUAAAUAGUGAAUUACAAGAUACAUUAUUCAAAUUAGAUAAUUGUAUUAAUUGAAAAACUAAGAAAUUUAAUUAAAUUAAAUGUAUUUAUAAUAACAGAAAAAAAAAAUAUUGUAGAACGAUUAAAGAUUAUAGACAUCUAAAAACAGAAUGUCUAAAAAAAUCAAACUCUUAUUUCCACGUGAUACAAAACGAUAUUAUUAAUAAUUUGAAAGAUGAUGAUAAAUCGUUAAGGAUUUAAAGUUGAUACUAAUAAUAACUUUACCAUUUAAACUAUUUCGUUAAGUAAAAUGCUAUUAAAAUUAUUUAAAAAGUGAUGAUAUAUAUUAAUUUUUAUGUUUUAAUUAGUCAAUUCAUUAAAUAUAUGGUUGAUUGAAUGAGUAGUAUGAGAAUGCCCGAGCAAAAAAAAAAUUAUUUUUAUUGAGACAUAAUAAUUAAACAAAUAUUAUUUAUCGUGAUGUUUGGAA
Messenger RNA from Microplitis demolitor, 4565 nucleotides. RefSeq names its product serine-rich adhesin for platelets. The coding region runs from base 1280 to 4153 and encodes 957 amino acids. Gene Ontology annotation, molecular function: DNA-binding transcription factor activity, RNA polymerase II-specific; protein dimerization activity; RNA polymerase II cis-regulatory region sequence-specific DNA binding. The record is from RefSeq and is a predicted model, not a curated record. Gene Ontology annotation, cellular component: nucleus; aryl hydrocarbon receptor complex; cytoplasm. The transcript has 7 exons. Gene Ontology annotation, biological process: regulation of transcription by RNA polymerase II. NCBI's taxonomy places the organism in Eukaryota, Metazoa, Arthropoda, Insecta, Hymenoptera, Braconidae.